GUACUUUGGCGCUAGUGGGCGGUAACAGGCAAAGUUAGCAAGUGAGACUGGCAAGCCUGUCCCUGGCGCCAACCACAACAUGGCGGUCUGACUGCGAAAGAGCGGAAGUCGUGUAGAAAGAACUUCCUGUUUGCUCAGUUUUGCGGAAGGAGCAAGAUGGAGUCCACGGAGCCCCGGAAGCUUCCGCGCGUCCCAGAGAAUCUGCUGAAGAAACGGAAAAAGUAUCUGGGGCUGAAAGCAGCCGAGGCCAAGAGAGCGUUGGAGGAGAAGCGAAAGACACAGCCUGGGAAGCAAAUCAAGUUCAAGCGUUUGGAAACCUUCGUACGAAACUCUCACAGGAAACUGAGGGACGACGCUCGGCUGAAGAGAAUGAAGAUUUAUCAGAAGAAGAUUCCUGGCGUCGCCACCCAGUCGCUGGCGUUUGUGGUUCGUAUUACAAAAGUCGAUGGAGUCAGUAACGCGGUUCUGGACGCUCUAAAGACCCUUCGCUUGGGGAAGAUUUUUGCAGGAGCUUUUGUGAAGUUGACUCCCUCAUCCCUCAACCUGAUUCGAGUUGUAGAACCGUACGUUGCGUGGGGGUUCCCAAAUCUGAAAUCAAUCAGAGAGUUGGUCUUAAAAAGGGGCCAUUUCAGAAGGGACGGCCGGCGAGUGGCUCUGACUGACAACAACGUGAUUGAGGAGCAACUGGGGAAGUUUGGGAUCAUCUGUUUGGAGGACGUGAUCCAUGAGUUAUACACAACGGGGGAACAUUUCCCAGAAGUCAACAGGUUCCUGUGCCCCUUCCGCCUCUCGGUGUCGCGCCAUGCAGCCGUCAAUCGGAAGGGCUACCUGAGCGAGGUGGGCGACCCCGGCCACAGGGGCUCCGGCAUUAACCAGCUGAUCCGCCAGCUGAACUAGAGAGCGUCUCUGGCCGCCCCCUGGGGCACAGGAACAUCAUGUGACUGAUCCCUUAGCCAAUGGUGUUGGAGAGGGCAGUGGAUAGGGGACACAGGGUUCCUGUACCCCAAGGGCCACACAGUUGGGCCCAACCUGCCCGCGUGACACCCGCUCCCUCUCGCUGGAAGUCCCUCAAUUUAUUGUUUUGCAACUUUUCAUUUUUAAUAAAACUAUUUUCUGAAGAA
Molecule: messenger RNA, 1121 nt
Organism: Xenopus tropicalis (tropical clawed frog)
Lineage: Eukaryota; Metazoa; Chordata; Amphibia; Anura; Pipidae
Gene: rpl7l1
Product: ribosomal protein L7 like 1
Exons: 7
Coding region: 157-897 (246 amino acids)
Molecular function (GO): RNA binding
Source: RefSeq, a predicted model, not a curated record